AGCUGUCGUGUUCAUGGCUCUCAUUGACAAGUGACAACACAAAGGAAAAAAAAAACAACACUAAACGAAACCAUAAAUUUAUAUUGAACUUCCUCUGAGUUGUGCGGGGUGUGCGUGUGUAUGUGUCUGUGUUUGUGCUCUGCUUUCGAUAGCAUAUUUACGAUUCCUUUGUUUCCCUUCCUUUUCUUUUUUGUUAUUGAUAUAUUUUUUUUAAAGACUGGUCCUUCUCUCAGUUUUUUUUUUCUUUUCCUUUAAACGUUUUAUUCGUUUUCCUAACCCUGACCUUUUUGCUUUUUUUCUCCAAGAGUGUGCUUUCUCUCAUCUAUAUAUAUUUAUCUAUUUGUUCACAUCUGUAUUUAUUUAUAUAUAUAUAUGUCUUUCCCCUAUCUCGCACCUGCGCAGAUCAAGCAGCCUAAGCAUUGACACAUUCGUCUAAAAGCGAAGAAUCAAGCAAUUUUUCCCCUCUUUCUUCCCUUCUAUUUGAUGUUUUUUGUGUUUUCCCAUUUCGCUUUCCUACGGUGAUUUGUUUGAUUUCUAAAGCUUCUUUUACUCAAAGAAAACCCUUAAACUCCAUAAUACGUUUUUGUUCGUAUCGACUACAUAGCUAUUCCGAAACGUUCCCGCGCCAUCCAUCGUUAUUGAGCUUCAUCAGUGAGCUGAAGCAUACAACGGUUCAUCUAUUCGAAACAACAAGAAGUGGACACACAAAAAUAAGACGGAGAAAACCGAAGCUCUAAAAACUACAUUCUUUUAUUAUUAUUAUUAUUAUUACUUUAUUAUUUCUGUUUUGACGUCUUUCUAUCGUAUCUGAAAUUUCUUUUCUUUUCUUUUUCAUUUCAAUACUCCACGCAUUUUUGCUCCAAUCCGCUAUUUUUUUUCCUUCUGUGUGUGUGAGCUGCAAAUAAGAAACAAUAAGAAACGGAAGGUAGAACUUCCUGCGACGCCAUCAAACGAAGAAACCCCCAAAACAAACAACGAUUUUUGAACGUGUCCUUCUUCCUUCUUCGUUGUUUUGUUUUGUCCUGUUUUUUUUUUUUACGCUCGUGUUUUGUGUGUAUUUUACUGUUACAUCCUUUCUUUUUAUUUGUUUUUGCUGUUUGUGUGUGCGUUUCUGUGUUUGUUGAGUGCACGUUUGUGCGUGUGUAUGUGAGUGUGUUCGCAUUCCAGUUGCUUGAUUGCUUUCGGUUCUUUUUCCAGUAAAACCUCUCUUUCUCCUUUUUCGAUUGAUUUACCUAGUGUGUCCGCGUGUCUUCGCAUGUGCGCGUGUUGAUGUUUUGCAACUGCCUUUCUAGUUAAGCAUAAUUAAAUUUCUGUUCUCUGACUACCAUUAACCCACUGGACACAUCAUCAUCAGUCCCGUCUGCACCCAUGUCCCAGCAACCGCAGCAACACCGCCAGCAGCAGCAGCAGCAGCAAUGGACGGCGGAUCAGCGGCGUCAGCAAAUUGCUGAGCUGUUGCGCAACAAGGGUGUCAUCUGCCGCGACUACCUUUGCACUUCCCACUGCCCUCGCACGCCGACGUGCCCCUACAUGCACGUGUCAAACGGCGAGACACGUCCAGUGCCGUGGAGUGUGUGCACCUUCUUUACCCAAGGCAAGUGCCUGCGUGACCGCUGCACCUUCUUCCAUGGCACUCAAGCACAGCUGGAGGAGCUGCACGCCACCGGGUCGCCGGUGUACCGUCCGCAGGACUACAUGAAGAUCGCUGUGCCACCUCCAGAGUACCUCAAUCCCGACGGGAGCAUCGCCACGAGCGUCUCUUUCUCCGCGGUGCCGCCCACUCCGACCAUGCAAGUGAUGCGGGGACCCGCGAUGCCGCAUGAGAACGCCGUGAACACCUUCCAGCCGUUGGUGCUGAUGCAGCAGAGCCCGCAGGCUAUAACCCCCUCGAUGUUCUCUGGGCAGGGUAACACCCCCAACUCACGACCGUCACAAUUUCCCUUCUACGCAAGUUCUUCUUUGACAGCGCAGAUGCCCAUGCAGGCAACAACGACCGUCUUUUCGCCAGGUCUACAGACCAUGCCGACGGCAGCAUACUACCAAAGUGCAAACCCGCAAAUGAUGCCGCCCCCACCGCAACAGUACGCGUCUCCUUCGCAGUAUAACACACCGCAUCAGCAAGCACAGCAGCAGCCGAACUCUCAGCCACCGCAGCAGCAGCAACAUCCACUCGGCAAUCAACUCUACUUUCACAUCCAAUCGCAGUAG
Leptomonas pyrrhocoris is the source of this 2208-nucleotide messenger RNA. RefSeq lists its product as hypothetical. Gene Ontology annotation, molecular function: metal ion binding. The coding region runs from base 1369 to 2208 and encodes 279 amino acids. The record is from RefSeq and is a predicted model, not a curated record. The transcript has a single exon. Lineage: Eukaryota; Euglenozoa; Kinetoplastea; Trypanosomatida; Trypanosomatidae.